Molecule: messenger RNA, 2624 nt
Organism: Quercus robur (English oak)
Lineage: Eukaryota; Viridiplantae; Streptophyta; Magnoliopsida; Fagales; Fagaceae
Product: TOM1-like protein 6
Exons: 9
Coding region: 233-2335 (700 amino acids)
Biological process (GO): protein transport to vacuole involved in ubiquitin-dependent protein catabolic process via the multivesicular body sorting pathway
Molecular function (GO): phosphatidylinositol binding; ubiquitin binding
Source: RefSeq, a predicted model, not a curated record
AAUAUUAAAUCAAAAAUUUAGCGAUGAGAGCAAAGAACAGAAAGGAGGAACAAAAUUCCCAAAAUUAUGAAGCUCCAGGAAGAUAAUAGUGAAACCUAGAAAAGGCUUUUGAAUUUUCAAUUUUCAAUUUUCUCGAGAAACAAACAAGGAAGAAAGGAAGAAAAGAAGCUUAAAGCUUAAAGCUUUUUUCUGUGUGUGCGCGUGUUUUAGAGAGAGAGAGAGAGAGAGAGAGAUGGCGUCGUCUUCGUCAUCGGCAACAGUGGCAGUGGAAAAAGCGACGAGCGAUCUUCUGAUGAGUCCUGAUUGGACUAUGAACAUCGAUAUAUGCGAUUCCGUCAACUCACAUCAAUGGCAAGCAAAAGAUGUUGUGAAAGCUGUGAAGAAAAGAUUGCAGAAUAGGAACUCCCAAGUUCAACUACUCUCUUUGACGCUCUUGGAGACGAUGGUGAAGAACUGUGGUGAUUAUGUCCAUUUUCAAAUUGCUGAGAAGAAAAUACUGGAGGAGAUGAUCAAAAUUGUCAGGAAGAAGGCAGAUAUGCAGGUGAGGGACAAAAUUUUGGGAUUGCUGGACUCUUGGCAAGAAGCCUUUGGGGGGCCGGGAGGAAAAUAUCCUCAGUACUACCACGCAUAUGAGGAACUAAGGCGAUCCGGAGUAGAAUUUCCCAAGCGUUCUUUAGAUGCAGCUCCUAUAUUUACACCACCUGUAACACAUCCAACCCUGAGAAACACUCAAGCAGGAUAUGGAAUGCCUAGCAAUUCUUCAAGAAGGCUUGAUGAAACAAUGGCAACAGAAAUAGAAAGUUUGAGUUUGUCAAGUAUGGAUUCUAUGUGGAAUGUUAUGGAGCUUUUAAGUGACAUGCUGCAAGCUGUGAACCCCAGUGACCGUGAGGCCGUAAAAGAUGAAAUUAUAGUUGAUCUUGUCAACCGUUGUCGUUCCAACCAGAAAAAAUUGAUGCAGAUGCUUACCACGACUGGGGACGAGGAACUUCUUGGCCGGGGUCUUGAAUUAAAUGACAUUUUACAAGGUUUGCUUGCAAAACAUGAUGCUAUAGCUUCUGGAUCCCCCCUGCCAGCUUUACUUACAAAUCCCAGUCCCCAACCAACUGAAGUAAGUGCCUCCAGUCCUAAACCAAGUGAAGUAGUAAGCUCUAGUCCAAGAGACUCUAGCCCAACAUCUACUACUACACAACCAGUUCUCGCUGUUACAAAGGCCCAGAAGAUUUACGAAGAGGAGGAAGAGGAAGAUGAAUUUGCACAGCUAGCUCGAAGGCAUUCAAAAACACAGCCAAAGCCUUUUCAAAGCAAUGGAACCUCUUCCCCUGAAGGUCCAUCAUCAACGUCAUCAAUCUCUUCAGCCUCAACCUCUGUCCCGAGUAAUGCAUUGGCCUUGCCUGAUCCACCUGCACCAGUUAGGACCACAAAAGAGCAGGACAUGAUUGACCUUCUGAGUAUCACCUUGUCAACAACAUAUGCCUCCCCCCAUACUCCCCACACUCCACCUGCCUCUAACCCAAACAUGCAUCAGGUGCCUGUUUCCCCCAGUGCCCAAGGGUAUUCCUAUGCUACCCAGACUGAUCCCAGAAAUCAAGGGCAGGUAACCAACAAUAGUUAUGUUGUUCCUUGGGCCCAGCCACAACCACAACCACAACCACAGUCUCAGUUUCAACCUCAAAGCUUUCAACAAGUUCAACAUCAACAACCACGUCAGUUACAACCUCAAAUCUUUCAACAAGCUCAACAUCAACCGCAACCUCAGUUACAACCUCAAAGCUUUCAACAAGUUCAAUCUCGACCUCAGUUACAAUCUCAGAGCUUUCAACAAGUUCAACCUCGACCUCAGUUACAAUCUCAAAACUUUCAACAAGUUCAACCUCAACCUCAACCUCAGUUACAACCUCAAAGCUUUCAACAAGUUCAACCUCAACCCCAGCCACAAAUGCAACCCCAAUAUCCUCAAUAUUCGUCUGGCUAUCCUCCUCCACCCUGGGCUCCAAACCCUGGCUAUUCUAACCAGAAUCAUUUAUCUACCACUAAUAUGCUUUCGAAUCCACGGGCCAAUACAGCUGCAGCGUACACACCCACGCAAGGAAUGAGACCAAGCUUGCAGCACUAUAACUCUUUCCCCGUAAGAGGAAGCAAUGGGUCAGCUAUGAAUGGAGAUCCACGGGUGAGUCCAGGACCCAGGAACCCUGCCCCAGCAGCUGCACCAAAGCCCUUUAUUCCCUCGUACAGAUUGUUCGAAGAUCUUAAUGUUUUUGGCAAUGUCACAAGUGGCAGCACAUCAUCAAGCCUGUCAGGAGCUUCUGGCCAAAGUAUGGUUGGCGGGAGGAAGUGAAAUGUUUAUGGUACAGCUUUCAAAACAGGGAUCCAUCCAUGUGAAUAUGGUGUAUAUCGGUAUCAGUACCUUCGAGCUCACAUUGUAUUUAAAGUUCUUUAGACACAAUCCUAAGUUUUACGAUUGUCAUUGAUAAUCAAUAUUGGUGUGUAGGUUGCAACUCUGAUUGCCAACAAAAAAAAAAUGUAACAUUCUUUUCCAGCCCAUGCGUUGUAUUUUGUUUGCUGUGGCUUUUCCUGGCCCUCUUAAUCAAGGUUUCAAAUAGAAGCUUAUAUGGAUCAUUGAAUUA